Molecule: messenger RNA, 621 nt
Organism: Aspergillus mulundensis
Lineage: Eukaryota; Fungi; Ascomycota; Eurotiomycetes; Eurotiales; Aspergillaceae
Exons: 5
Coding region: 1-621 (206 amino acids)
Molecular function (GO): molybdenum ion binding; oxidoreductase activity
Source: RefSeq, a predicted model, not a curated record
AUGGCUAUCCUGCUCCCAGGUUGGUUAGGAGCACGGUCCGUCAAAUGGCUGGCUAGGAUCUGGAUCACGGACUAUGAAAACGACAGCUAUUACCAUCUCUACGAUAACCGGCAGCUUCCAAGCUUGCCCAGCAUCAUGGUUCGUGCAAUCGAUGAGCUCAGGACUACACAGCCGCCAGAACCAGUGUGGAGCAUCACAGGAAGGAUGAACGACUGCUGGUACCCAGUGCGCCCAGAUAUUAACGAAACAUCGAGUGAUAGCGAGGCAUGCCUCCUCUUUCGUCACCCCGUCGACGCUGGUAACAGUACGGACGGUUGGAUGAAGGAGUCCGCAGAGAAGAAGAUCAAGGAGAUCAAGCGCAAAGCAGGUGCCCCUGGAAAGUGGCAUCCUGGCGGGAAAGGGCCUAUUAUAGAACAUGCUGGAGCAGUGCAUAUGGAUACAACGGAGGAGUUUGAGAGGAUCCAUGAUGAUUAUGCACAGUCUAAGCUCAAAGAAUGCAUAAUCAGAAAAGUCACGCAAAAGACCAUGGCGCAUAUGGCAAAGAACGCUCAACAAAAGGCCCAAGAGAAGUCCAAUCAGGGCGGCGCCGAAGACUCAGUCGCUCUCGACAAACACAAUUAA